UCAAUACACUUGGUUACAUGAGGAUUUCUCUAAGAAAAAAAGUAUGUCAGGAAACCCUGAAUGCCAGUUUUAUGUCUGGGCAAUUCUAGCCUUCUUGGGUUUGGCUUUGGUGAUAUCACUGAUCUUCAAUGUUUCCUACUAUGUGGAAUCACAUCGAAGAGAUAAAAUGAACAUGGACUACAAUGACUACAAUUUCAGGGAAAAUGAGAAUGAUAUUGAAGACAUACCAAUUUAUGGUAAUUUAGAUAGUAUGAUUCCAGAAACAAUGGAUGAAAAUUGCUAUGAACAAAUGAAAGCCCGACCAGAGAGAACAGUGAAUGAACUACAAGAGGCCGACCCACCUGCACAGGUAACAAGUGAUCCAGAGAUGUUCUAUGCCUCACUAGAUCACAGCAAAGAGGGGCAACGCAGGAAGCCUAGGAAACUGAAUACACAUUUGCAAGACAAGAAUGAAGAUAAGCAGUUACAAGAAAUGGAUGCCUGCAUUUCUCAGGCCACUUUGGUUGACGAUUUUUCAUCAGAAAGCCAGAAAAUUGAGGAAAACAUUCAUGAUGAUCCUGUCAGACUGUUCGGAUUGAUUCGUGCAAAGAGGGAGCCUAUAAAUUAG
Molecule: messenger RNA, 607 nt
Organism: Sorex araneus (European shrew)
Lineage: Eukaryota; Metazoa; Chordata; Mammalia; Eulipotyphla; Soricidae
Product: T-cell receptor-associated transmembrane adapter 1
Exons: 6
Coding region: 44-607 (187 amino acids)
Biological process (GO): positive regulation of T cell receptor signaling pathway; negative regulation of receptor recycling
Cellular component (GO): T cell receptor complex
Source: RefSeq, a predicted model, not a curated record